CAUCGAUCGAUGAGCAAAUGGUCGUUUCCGGACCGAUUCUCAGCAUAGUAAAACCGUCGGGAAUCAAUGUCCCAAAGAGAACAAGCACCACUUCGGCUCUUGUUUCUUCUCUCGCCAGUUUCAACCUUGACCUCCCCAUUGAAAGCAAUGCUGACUUUUUGUCCGCCUCGCAUCACAUGACAGGAGGUGGGCAAUCGUGACCGUGGUAACGGACGUCCAACCAAAACACGGAUCGCCGGGAAAGGACGAGAAUCAACUUGAGCCCAAACAUAGUACAGUUACUGCAGUGCGAUGUGCCGCGGGGGUAACUCACGUCGCCGCUUUUCUCCCCCCCCCCCAAAGCUAAAGUGGCGACUUAAAGCACUGAAAGUGUGUUAUUACUCUGAAGUGGAUGCUGAGCAAACAGGCUAACGCAAGCAGCUAGCCCGUCGCGGACGGAGGCGCAAGAGCAACCAAAUCGUCCGAAUGCUCACCAUCGUACAAAUCGAGGCGAUCUUUCGGACUGUCAUCAGUAUUUCCAUCCGUGCGUCGCCAUGUUGGACCCAAACCCCGAUGGUGAAAUUGCCCGAGCCGACGCGGCUGCACAGUUCCGGGAGAGGCUUCACAGCUUCAGCGCUCGUACUUUGACACCCCACCCCACCCUCCCCUCCCAUUAUGUGUGUGUGUGUGUGUGUGUGUGUGUGUGUGUGUGUGUGUGUGUGUAUAUAUAUAUAUAUAUAUAUAUAUAUAUACAUAUACAUAUAUGAAAUUGACGAAGAUGCCGCUUCGAGCGCUGAGUCGCACGUCCACCUCGCCGCCGUAUUGGAUGUGGCAAAGGGCAAUGCGUUUUGGAAAUCAUUUUGCCCAUUGAAAUAGCUGACUUUGAAGAAUAUGCUCUAAAGUCCCUUUUUUUUUUUUCAAAUCUUAUUUUUAGUAUUAUCCAGAUUGUAAGGCCUCAAGGAGGCACUAUGCUGCAUUUUCAGUAUAUAUAAAUUCAACACAUCCCUGUUCAAAUAUGCCAUGUUUUUGCAAUUAGAAUUGCAAAAUUAAUGUGACCCUAUACCCUGUAGAAGUUUUUGUUUAAUUAUUUAAUAUUUUCGAGAGAGGAAGUAAAAAUUAAAAACUGAAAUAAUGUGAUUGCAAAGGUGUGCACACCCCCUAAAACCGGUACGUGGCCGUGUUCAGAAUUAACCAAACACGUGCAAACUCAUCUUAAAUGCGAGUCGCUACACACCUGCCAGCAUUUUAUGUGCCUCUGAUUAACCCCAAAUGCAGUUCUAGUCGGCUUUCUUUUUUUGUGCUUUCUUGCAGAAAAUUGAAGGUUUUGUGCUUACAUUACCGACGAUUUUGAACUUUUCAUAAUCCCUUCCGCUUUGUCUGAGACCCCAGUUCCAGCUGAAGAAAAACAGCGCUAUGCUUUGAAUCCAAGCUUGAUUUAACAUAUACAAAAACUAAUCAAAAUAAGAUCGACAAAGAUGGAAGAAAACAAACGGGAAAAAAAGUAUAUAUAUUUGAGGAGUAGGAAGAAGUUAAAAAAAUAAUAAUUCUCAGUCCAGAUUUGAGUUGUACAACGAUGGUGAAGAGGGAAACUAAUCGUAUGUAGCAUAUUGUAGGUAUCCUAAACUGGCAGGUCCAUGUAUCGCGACAUGUCUUUAAUCAUGCAAGAUUGUUAUGUAAACAUUUCCAAUCAUCACAAUGAAAGUCACGUACGUUAUUUUUUGCUUUCUCAAGUUCAGCCCCUAGCAUGAGUUUACCAGGCGGAUCUGCCACGUCCAACAUGGCGGACGCGCUGACGUAUUGCAGUGACCCACGAGCUGAUUUAAAAAAAAGGGAAAAAAGCCUAUUUCUAUGUCUAUGGUUUCCUCUGCCACGGUUUACUACAACGGUCAAGCUCGACAUUGGCGUGCCUCAUUUCCCCUCACUCGCUUCUAUUUUAAUGAGGCAUUCAAUUCACAAUCACACUUGCCAUUUCGUAUUUACUACUUGAGUUUUCCUACAUCAGUCGUUUUUUUUUCUCUCAGCAGAAACAGCAUUUCACGUCCUUUUUUUUUUUGGGGGGGGGGGUAGAUUUUAUUUUGAAGGUCAAAUGACAAGACUUCCUGUACUGUUUGUAACGUUCUCGUGUCACUUGACGUGUGGGUGACGGCUGGCGAGAGUUCGUUUGAUUCAUUGUAUGAGGCUAGAAAACGCAGGCGGUGCCUACACGAUUUGUACUGUUAUUUUCUUCCCAUUUGUUUGAAUAUUUUAGCCAACAAACUACAUAACGUCAGACGAGGCUCUACUUUGAGAUUAUAUUCUUGAUAUGACUGCAAGGCCUGGAGAGGAAACGAACACCGCCCAACUGAGUUGAGCUGGUAUUUAAUGCGAAGCCCUCGCAUCAAUUCAACAGGAAGGGAGAUCCAGGGAUAAGUGAGCUGGGGGAAGUUAUGGGAAUAUCCGAGUGACUUGUCCUCGGGGCAAGUGAGGAGGAGGAGGAGGAGGAAGAGGAGGGUGGUCUCUUUCCCACACGGAGCUGAGGUCAAUGCGGCUGGCUGGAGCGGUCCCCUUCCCUGCAGCGGGAGCCAUGAGCGGCAGCGGCUCCGCCAACUUUCUGCUGGUGCCCAUCCCCGAAUACCCACUGCUGGACUGCGUGCCCAACAAGACGGUGAAGAUCGUGGUGCUGGGAGCCAGCAGCGUCGGGAAAACUGCUCUCAUCGUCAGGUUUCUCACGAAACGCUUUAUCGGAGACUACGAAGCCAACACUGGGGCGCUCUACUCCAGAAAGGUCACCCUGGACGGCGAGGAGGUGUCGCUUCAGAUCCAGGACACGCCCUGCGUGGCUCUGCAGGAUGAAGCCGAGGGCCUCUACUGCCAGGAGCAGAUCAACAGGUCCAUAUACUGGGCCGACGGCUACGUGCUGGUCUUCUCCAUCACGGACCACAGCAGCUAUCGCACCAUCCAGCCUCUGUACCAACAUGUCAGACGCAUCCACCCGUCAGGAAACAUUCCCGUCAUAUUGAUCGGCAACAAGAGCGACCUGCUUCGAGCCCGACAAGUGCCGGCGGACGAAGGCGAGACGUUAGCGUCCUCGCUAGGAGGCGUUUACUUCGAGGCCUCGGCCAGGGAGAACCACGAGGGCGUCCACGCCGCCUUCCUCCAACUUUGCCACGAGGUGUUCCGGGCGUUGGGGGGCGGCAACGGAGAGAAACGGCGAGGAGGCCUCCACCUGGCCCGGCCCAAAUCACCCAACAUGCAGGAGCUGAAGAGGAGGUUCAGGCAGGUCCUCUCCUCCAAAGUCAAAUCGGCCACCGCUCUCUGAUGGGCCCGGGAGAAGCCAGACCGUCACGGAGGCCAGGAAUUAAAAGAACUUUUGUAUUAUUUUUAUUUCUUCUUUUUUAUUUUUUAUUUGUUUAAUUUUUUUUUUUUAGACAGAUGGAUAAAUGUUCAAGUGAACUUUCCAGAAUCCGCGACCUCCUCUCGCUGCGGUUUUGGACGAAGCUGUGAGUCGGGACGAGAAAUUCACUUAAAAUAUUCACUUUCACUGUCAUCCCCCCGCCCCGCCCUUUUUGUCUUAUCUGAAACAAAUGAAGCUCCCCAAAAAAAAAAAAUAUAUAUAUAUCCCUAAACCGUGACCCUGAAUAUGGAAAAAGCUUGGAAGAAGAAGACGAGGAUUGCGUCUGAUCAAAAAUAGAAGCCACCCUGAAAAUAUCCUGAGCCGAGGCUAAAGCGGAAAGUUUAGAGUCUGGAACGAAGCUGCUCGUCCACCUUUUCGGGGCCGCGCGUUGCUUGAAGGGACCCAUCCAACGAAAACACGUUGGCGUCGUCCGCCGUCGGCUCGUCUCGCUCCCGAGUGCCGACGCCAUUGAACGUUUCCAUCGGAACCUCACUCGCCAAACAAACUGCUUUUACUGACAUAAAUAAAACAGUUUGAAA
Molecule: messenger RNA, 3891 nt
Organism: Phycodurus eques (leafy seadragon)
Lineage: Eukaryota; Metazoa; Chordata; Actinopteri; Syngnathiformes; Syngnathidae
Gene: rasl11a
Product: RAS-like, family 11, member A
Exons: 9
Coding region: 2501-3277 (258 amino acids)
Molecular function (GO): GTP binding; GTPase activity
Source: RefSeq, a predicted model, not a curated record